Anastrepha obliqua is the source of this 1199-nucleotide messenger RNA. RefSeq names its product CD63 antigen. The record is from RefSeq and is a predicted model, not a curated record. Gene Ontology annotation, cellular component: membrane. The coding region runs from base 214 to 861 and encodes 215 amino acids. Lineage: Eukaryota; Metazoa; Arthropoda; Insecta; Diptera; Tephritidae. The transcript is spliced from 6 exons.
GAUCUUCUUGGCAUUUCGAAAAUAUUCGGCGAUCUAGACGGUUGGGCGUUGUUGUGCUGCGACUGGUUUACGCGUUAAUUGUAAAUUUGAAUAUCCAGCUUUGGAUUUUUAUUUUUUUUGUGUGUUUAUUUAUUAGUGAAACCCGUGAUAUCAAAAAUUUCUACAGUCUUCUUCAGUGUUGUAUAUAAGUUACAAUAAAAGGAAACUUUCAAAAUGGGCUGUACAUCCGGUGUAAUGAAAUUUGUUUUGAACAUUAUGAACGUCCUGCUGGCGCUCUUCGGCCUCGCAUUGAUAGCUUUGGCAGCCCUGUCCUUCAAUACUGCACCCAAAGUCUACAUCUACUAUCUAUUUGUAGUGGGUGCUGUUAAUUUCAUAGCGGCUAUGUUGGGUUGUUGCGGCAUUUGCCAGGAGGAUGUUUGUCUCACGACUACGUAUGCCAUCCUUAUAGCGCUUUCAUUGGCUUCACAAAUAGUUGGCAAAAUUUAUGCCUCCGAUUCGAAUGCCAUCAAGGAGUUUGCUGCCAAAGAUGUGGAAAAGACGUGGCUGGAGGAAAUCAAAUUACCUGGUGCCAUGAAUAAUACACAGCAAACGUAUCACUGCUGUGGCAAAAUCGGUCCCAAUGAUUACUUUUCCAUCGGACGGCUCGCUUAUCCCGCUAGCUGUUACCCCAAAAUGGUUUACAAUCAAACCGCACUCUGGACAACUGGUUGCAUCAAAGCUGCCGAGUAUGAAUUCUCCAGCAUUUUCACUUACUCAUCGAGCGGUGAAUGGGGAAAUCUUAUUAUCACGGCUGUGAUGCUGUUGUUCGCUAUUUAUCUGGUGAUACGUUUCCGUAGUAAACAGCGUCGGUAUGAUUAUUAAGCCGAAUUUCACAAGCGUAACAUAUAGCUUUUAUGUUUACUAAAAAUGAAUGUUAAUUCGGGAAGAUGAACAAAAAGCAAAAAAAUAUUUUCGCACUAAAAAUUCGAUAAGUCAUCCAAUAAUUGAACAAAGCUUUAAAUAUGUACAAUCCACAUAUGUAUGUACGUAUACGUGCAUGUAUUUAACGUACAUAUGUAUUUUUCUAUAGGCAUUUAACAGGUUUUCACAUGCCGAAAUGUAUUUACUAUAAAUUUUAUUUAUGAGUAUGAUUAUACUUUUUCAUUCUAAAUUUUGUAAUAAAAAUAAAUAAUAUUUGUUGUUAUUCACUAAACUCAAAA